AUGCUUGUACCAUCCGCUGCUGCGCUUUCUCUUCUUGCGAUCCCCGUUGCUCAUGGCUGGGGCACCCUCGGCCACGCCACCGUGGGCGCAAUAGCAGAUCACUACCUCACAGCGCAAGCAAAGAGCUGGGUCUCGACCAAACUUGAUGGCGCUACUAUGGCAUCAGUCGCAUCGUGGGCGGACACCUAUCGAUACACUACGGCAGGGAGAUUCAGUGCGCCAUACCACUUCAUCGACGCUGAAGACUCUCCACCGUCCGCCUGCUCCGUCAAUCUGAAUCGCGACUGUGGCGCUGGUGGCUGCGUCGUCUCCGCCAUAGCCAACUACACUCAGCGGGUGCAGGACGGCCGAUUGACCCAUGAAAACUCAAAAGAGGCCCUCGAGUUCCUAAUCCACUUCAUCGGCGACGUGACGCAGCCGCUCCACGACGAAGCCGAACAAGUAGGCGGGAACGACAUCCCCGUCACUUGGGACGGGGCAACCACAAACCUGCACGCUUGCUGGGAUACGCAGAUGCUCGAGAAAGCGGCAGGCGGCGGCAACACCUCGGCCACGCUCUCCAGCUUCUCUGCCACAUUGAUCGGGCGGAUCGAUAGCGGGAGUUAUAGCGGGCAGAAAGCGAGCUGGUUGAGCUGUAGCAAUAUUAAGACGGCGAGCGCGUGCGCGCUGGCGUGGGCGCAGGACGCGAAUGCGUUUAAUUGCCAAUAUGUGCUGAAGACGGAUGAGAAUGGGAAGGAGCUGGAUGGGACUUAUUACACGGGUGCGGAGCCGAUCAUUGAGAUUCAGAUUGCAAAGGCGGGGUAUAGAUUGGGGGAUUGGAUCAAUAAGAUGGCGGCGGCGAAUCCGUGA
Messenger RNA from Bacidia gigantensis, 849 nucleotides. RefSeq lists its product as uncharacterized. Gene Ontology annotation, molecular function: endonuclease activity; nucleic acid binding. The transcript is spliced from 2 exons. Bases 1 to 849 code for a protein of 282 amino acids. Gene Ontology annotation, biological process: DNA catabolic process. The record is from RefSeq and is a predicted model, not a curated record. Lineage: Eukaryota; Fungi; Ascomycota; Lecanoromycetes; Lecanorales; Ramalinaceae.